AUGGUUAGUACCCUCUACGUCGGGCAAAGCAAUGACGUGUUUCGUAGGACACUGGAGCAUCGAAUCGUCUACGAGGACACCAGUAUCCCGGCUCGAGAGGACAGGAGGCUCGUGUACAACUUGCUGAAAGGCUACGCACUGCUUCGACAAGCCGCAAACCGGAAGACGAAGUGCACGAAUGCUCGGUGGCAGGCCUACAAGGACAGAAAUUGGCACUUUAGGCACCUGGCCGCCAAGCACAAGGCAGCCGGCAGGGACCGCCACGCUGACCUCUUCCUGGGCAUCAUCAAGCUGUCCCAGGCUGUCAUUCGUGCCCAUCUGGGAAACCUUCUGUCGAACGGCGAGCUGGCGUACAGACCGCCUACGAAGUUCGACUGCAGGAUCUAUCUCUUCUUGAAGUUGAUCAAGAGCUCGCAAGUCGAAGUACUGCAAUCGACUUUUGCGACUGUCACAACUUCAUACACCGACUGUAUCGACAGGGCUGGGGAGGAAGACCGACUGCUCUUCUCGGGUCUCUCGCUGCAGUUUCGGGAAGGAGGCCAUCGCCAAUGGACGCCCUACCAUCCGUACGGAGGCAGCCGCGGCAAGACCCCUCGAGCUUUCGCUCUGCACCUGCUCGCCCUUCUGCCUGCAGCUUCGCGCCAAGACAGGCAAGAGUGCGCCGCUGCCGCUGCCGCCGAGGUCACUGCUCGCCGUGACCAGGUGAAGUACGAGUCUCUCUCACAGACCGCCAAGGAGCUCUGGGACGGGACCGCAACCAUCACCCCGGUUGGCCUUUUGAGCGCCGGCGGCAAGUCUUUCCGGCCGUCCAACUCAAGAGAGGACCAAGCUCGAAAAGCCGUGAUCAUCGGUAUCAUUGGGUACGACGGCGAAGGGCGAGGGUGGGUGCCCUGCCGGGUCUCAAGGAUAGAGGCAGAGUCUUGCGGGAUACAGGUUCUGCCUUUCAGGGGAGAAUGGCGGGAUCUGCCCUACCAGGUCGCCUUCGAGGUCGGAGAGGUGAAGGCAGUGGCGAGGGAGCUGCUGACUAAGCUGAAGUGCAAACGGCUGAGGGAACACUAG
Messenger RNA from Microstroma glucosiphilum, 1059 nucleotides. RefSeq lists its product as hypothetical. The coding region runs from base 1 to 1059 and encodes 352 amino acids. The record is from RefSeq and is a predicted model, not a curated record. NCBI's taxonomy places the organism in Eukaryota, Fungi, Basidiomycota, Exobasidiomycetes, Microstromatales, Microstromataceae. The transcript has 3 exons.